Messenger RNA from Aureococcus anophagefferens, 1964 nucleotides. RefSeq lists its product as hypothetical. The record is from RefSeq and is a predicted model, not a curated record. Lineage: Eukaryota; Pelagophyceae; Pelagomonadales; Pelagomonadaceae. Gene Ontology annotation, cellular component: nucleus. The transcript is spliced from 2 exons. The coding region runs from base 282 to 1238 and encodes 318 amino acids.
CAGAACGUCAAUGGGGAGACUGUGCUCAUGAAGGUCUGCCGUCGCGCACUUUCGACGAAUCGUCACAGCCCGCUCGCUGUCGUUGGUCUCCUGCUCAAAUCAGGUGCAAACCCUAUGGUGUGUUGCGAUAGCGGGAAGAAUGUUCUCCAUGAUGUCUUUUGGUCUGCCAAGCCACCACCACCAGAUGUCUUGAAAGCGAUGGAAAAGAUGGUUGAUAUGAUUCAUGAGUGCACAGGCCGCGAGCCUCCGGCGCUACUCCACAAGGAUAAGCAUCAUACUAUAUGGUAGGUACGGGCCUUCUUGAACUCAUGCUGAGCGAAGACAAGCACGGGUAUACGCCUCUUGAUUAUGUUGUGCCAGCACAACAGCCCAAUUGGCGCACGAUUGUUGACACAGUGGUUUCUUGGGCUGCGUGUGACUCGCAGGACAGCGGGUUGUCAGGGCCAUCGGAUGCGAUCAAAGAUGUCGAGUUGGAUGCUAUUGCCUGUUGCGAUCAUGCAUCGCCACUAUCCAUGUCGACGCGUACUGAGACACGUCUCAUUCAGUCCCUAUCAGAUCGCAUUAUCUCUAACCUACGCCUUGUCACGGCAGAUGGUAUGACUAUUACUGAUUUUAUGCGAGACAUGGAUGCGACAGAUGUUCGAGUUAUUGCACAGCUCUGCGCAAGGAAUUGCAGCUUUCUUGUUAGCGACUGUGCCGAUCCUGAUGCAGCAAUCAUCGCGGUGAGUCCCGCAUUCGUUAUGGAGACUGGUUACGCACCCGGGGAUGUCCUUGGUCGAAAUUGUCGAUUUCUGCAAGGCCCAGGAACAUCCACAGGUCAGGUCGAUUUGAUCAGGCGUGCGCUUGCAACUCAAUCUACUGUCAAAGUUUCGCUGCUGAACUACAAAAAAGACGGGGGAACCUUCCUCAACUGCUUCCUCUUGACACCAUUGCACGCAAAUGGCAUAAUUAGAUACUACAUUGGAAUCCAGAAUUGCCCCGAAGCCAUUGUUGACGAUCGUAAACGUAACGUUCUCCGUCUUCAACAACUUCGACAACGGAACACGCCGCAGGAGCCCAACAGUGGUGGUUGGCUAGAAGGCACACAAACCAAUGUGCACCCAACUCGGGCGCCACAAGCACUCUCGCAAUCAAAGCGCAAGGUCGGCGAGAUAGAAAUAGUAGAGAGGCAGGACCCUAAAAGUCGUAAGCUGAAUGACAAGAGAGAGAAGGCCAAGAAUCAGUGCCAAAUCUCAUAAUGAGUGACAGAGAGGGCAGAUGUACAGCAAGAGGAUUCCAUUGGAGGUUUACUACCAACUGUCAGCAAUGAAGCAAGUCGAUAAACCCUGUAUACUUGGUCCCGGUCAACCUACUGUGGGCGUCGUAAAACGGAUCAACCAAAUUCGAGUGGAUAAAAAACGCGUGCAAAUCCGUUGGAAUCACUUCCGUGGCCGCCAUGGAAUCACUUCUGUGGAAGCACUUUUGGUCCUUCCAACGAUCCUAGAGCAAAGAAGUGGCUGAAAUGCGCCCCACCCGAUCCCAUGUUGCUGUAAUCUGUGGCCGCCAGAAGCCGCCGCAAGGCAGUGUGUGGGCCGCAGGGCUUCACGAGGAGUCAGAAGAACUCGCAAGAUAAACUCCCCGCAAGAUAAACUCCCCCCGCAAAGGGGGGCUGAGCUCAGCCGGAUUAAGGAAUGCCAGAAAUGAAGGCCUACGGACCGCGCUUGGAUGGCACAGUGCCAGCCUGGGUCUUAAUUACCAUCAUUCCCACAAUCUACGUUACCCUGCUCUACCUUUAUCGCGACGUCACCCUAUGGAGACAACUCUGCACAGCCCCCUGGUGCCACGGUGGACUUCAACGCCCGAUGUUACCCUAGUUGCGGGCAUCUCUCGCUAACUACCCCAGUGGCCUGCUCUAGCUUGCAGCUCUAGCUACCGGCCUAGGCCUAGGCCAUGUAGAGAGCGAGUGAUAUAUUUUCCAAGAAUCC